UUCCCCGUUGUGUCUUUCCUAAACCUAACCUCCGCCAUCCCGUUACUGUUGCGUGCCACCCGCGGCCGUCCCCUGGGGUGUGGCGUUUGCUUUCCCCGUUAAUCUCCGUAUAGACCAUUUUGUGCUGGCCACCACGGAAAAAACGACAAAAACGUCCCUGUGAACACUUAUUAAUAGAUUAAAAAGAACGUGACCAUUUCACGAACUGCCGUGAGAGACCGUGUUGGUUAUUUGGGCCCCAGUCUGCUCCGCAGUUUGGGAAAUCAGGAAGUGAUGCAGCAGUAACAUUGUGGAUGGCUAGCAGAAAGCGUAAAGUUCUCCGUGAUAACACCCGGGGGAUCACCAAACCCGUCAUCGGCUGUUUUGCUCGCCGCGGCGGAGGGAAGCACAUCUCCGGUCUGAUCUACGAGGAGACCCGCGGUGUGCUGAAGGUGUUCCUGGAGAACAUGAUCUGUGACGGCGUCAGCGAGCACGCCAAGAGGAAGACGGCUCAAGUGGAGAAGCAGAGGGACAAAAAGCUCCUUGAGGCUGUGAUAUCCUCUCUACCACUGACUGUGAUCUCCUGUGACAUGAAGCUUCCUAAGGAGACAAUAAGGUGCGGGAGAGAUGCAUCAAGAAAAUGGGGAUGGGGGUUUUAAGUGAAGGCAAGGGGGAGCGGAGAGAUAAGGCAAAAGUAAUAAUGGAGGUGA
This is a messenger RNA of Perca flavescens (yellow perch), 689 nucleotides long. RefSeq names its product histone H4-like. The record is from RefSeq and is a predicted model, not a curated record. The transcript is spliced from 2 exons. Gene Ontology annotation, molecular function: DNA binding; structural constituent of chromatin; protein heterodimerization activity. The coding region runs from base 294 to 638 and encodes 114 amino acids. NCBI's taxonomy places the organism in Eukaryota, Metazoa, Chordata, Actinopteri, Perciformes, Percidae.